ACUUAAGUCCCAUUUCAACAUUAUUCUUUCAUACAUUUUAAAUCAGACAACAAGCUUAGAAUUUUGAGUUAUCCCUGAGUUUCGCUUUCGAAUUAUUCCUCAUUUCCAAACGUAUUUUAGGUCAAACAACAAAUGUUCCCCUCGUGGCAAAGUCUCCUAAGCUGCAAACCAAUCAAAAUGGAGAGUCAACGCCGAGCAGCCGACGGAAUUCAGCCGGAUGCGAUCAUUGACUUGACCAUGCAGGAGAGGAUAGGGCACGUCCCCAAGCGCCUGUCCGAUGGCAACAAUGGACUGUACCUGUGCCCCAUUUGCAUCGACCCGCCGGAGCAGCCGGUGGCCACCAUGUGCGGCCACGUUUUCUGUCGAGGAUGCCUGAUCCCUGCCCUGCUGCCACUUCGGAGCUGUCCCAUGUGCAAGGAGAGCGUGUCCAGAUUCAUUCGCCUGUAUACCUAAGUUUAAAUUCUGUUCUUGUUUAAUGUUUGAAGUUCUGUUGCCUGGCUUCUAGACACCAAUAAAAUUGGCCUCAACAGCA
Drosophila biarmipes is the source of this 532-nucleotide messenger RNA. RefSeq lists its product as uncharacterized. The coding region runs from base 133 to 453 and encodes 106 amino acids. NCBI's taxonomy places the organism in Eukaryota, Metazoa, Arthropoda, Insecta, Diptera, Drosophilidae. The record is from RefSeq and is a predicted model, not a curated record. Gene Ontology annotation, molecular function: metal ion binding. The transcript has a single exon.